CUGCAGUUACUGCACACCCUCUAUAAAGAACAAUUUCCCCAUCUUUGCUAUUCAUACGACUCGCAUCAAAACCACCGGGCUGUUUACCGGCAGCGUCGGACGUGGUUUUCCGGUUGUCAUGGACUCGCACGUACCAACCCAUCAAACUGGUUCAUGGACCAACGAGAAGCACGUGCGCUUCUUGAACACCAUGGAGGCCACGUUUGUGCGUUCAAUGUUUGAGAGCAACGAUCGGAAUGUUCUCCGUCUGGACCGUCACUUGCCGGACAGCUCGGAGUCGACCUUAGAUUCAAAGGCACAGAGGAGAGAAAAGCACGCCACCUCCGUAGGCGGAGGAUCCAGAAAGGACAGCACUAGAACUGACAAGAGACCAAGGGCUAGAGUGUCAUCCCGCCCCUGUAAUUCAUCAAAAGAUCAGGUGGUCCCACAGCUGGAAAGUAAAACAGACGGUGAUCAAGAUGGGACAUGAGAGAGACCCCUUUAACGUACCGGUGGCACCUGUCAUCUGUGAAAGAUUCUUUCUGUAAUAAAUUUUUUCGUUUAUUUUCUUUUCUGCUGUGUUUUUUUCACCCUUAUACUCUCUUCUUCCUUGUUUUAUUUGCUAGUUUCUGUUAUACUAUGGCUGGAAGAUUUGUGCAUGGGAGAUCACCAUUUGAGUGCACUUAAAAGGAUUGAAUGUGCUAUGCUAGUGGCCAUUUUAGUGCACUCUUCAUAGGUGUCAAACCCAUUUUGUAUAUUCUUCUGGAUCGUCAAUUUGGUUCAGUGCCACGGUGUGUGAUAGGUUGAAAAUUAGCGUUUUCUUCUUUUUAGUAUUCCUAAUAGAGUUUGCUAUUAAUUUCCUUCC
Messenger RNA from Juglans regia (Persian walnut), 844 nucleotides. RefSeq lists its product as uncharacterized. Bases 119 to 469 code for a protein of 116 amino acids. Lineage: Eukaryota; Viridiplantae; Streptophyta; Magnoliopsida; Fagales; Juglandaceae. The transcript is spliced from 3 exons. The record is from RefSeq and is a predicted model, not a curated record.